AAAGUAGCCAUAUUGAAUGAAUUGAGACGUUCCGCUGUCAACCAUCGCCGUCCAGCCAACUAGGUCCCGAUGAAGACAGCUCCUCGUAAAUUCUACUCCCCACACUUUUCUUCUUCACGAUGGCCGCCAAGGACAUAGACAUUUUCGCUAAUGAAGAGGAACGUUGCCUGGAGCUGGGCGGCCAUGUUGGGUUUGACAGUCUUCCAGACCAGUUGGUCAGUAAAUCAGUCACACAGGGAUUCUGCUUCAACAUCCUGUGUGUUGGUGAGACAGGGAUAGGGAAGUCAACGUUGAUGAACACGCUGUUCAACACACUGUUUGAGGCCGAGGAGGCCAGCCACUACCAGAACGGUGUGUACCUGCGGCCCAGGACCUACGACCUGAAGGAGAGCAACGUUCAGCUCAAACUGACCGUAGUCGACACCGUGGGGUUCGGAGACCAGAUCAACAAGGAGGAGAGCUUCAAACCCAUAGUGGACUACAUCGACACCCAGUUUGAGACCUACCUGCAGGAGGAGAUGAAGAUCAAGCGUUCCCUGUUCGACUACCACGACACCAGGAUUCAUAUCUGUCUCUACUUCAUCGCCCCCACCGGACACUCUCUCAAAUCACUGGAUCUGGUCACCAUGAAGAAACUGGACAGCAAGGUAAACAUCAUCCCCAUCAUUGCCAAGGCAGACACCAUAUCUAAGAGCGAGCUGCACAAGUUCAAGAUCAAGAUCAUGUCAGAGCUGGUGAGCAACGGUGUUCAGAUCCACCAGUUCCCUACUGAGGACGAGGCUGUCACCGAGAUCAACUCCUCUAUGAAUGCCCAUCUGCCCUUCGCUGUGGUGGGGAGUGUUGAGGAGGUUGAAGUGGGGAAUAAGAUGGUGAAAGCCAGACUGUACCCCUGGGGAACUGUACAGGUGGAGAACGAGAGCCACUGUGACUUUGUGAAGCUGAGAGAGAUGUUGCUGAGAGUGAACAUGGAAGACCUGAGAGAGCAGACUCACGCCAGACACUACGAGCUCUACAGACGCUGCAAACUGGAGGAGAUGGGAUUUACAGAUACAGACCCCGACAACAAACCCUUUAGUCUGCAGGAGACGUAUGUGGCCAAGCGGAGAGAGUUCCUGGGGGAUCUGCAGCAUAACGAGGACGACAUGAGACAGAUGUUUGUCAACAAGGUGAAGGAGACCGAGGCAGAGCUGAAAGUAAAGGAGAGGGAGCUCCAUGAGAGGUUUGAGCAGCUGAAGAGGAUGCAUCAGGAGGAGAAGAGGAAUCUGGAGGAGAAGAGGAGUGACCUGGAGGAAGAGAUGAACGACUUCAACAGGAGGAAGGUGGCAGCUGAGACGCUGAUGGGUCAGUCUCUACAGGGAUCCUCACAACCAUUCAGAAAGGACAAGAAGAAUUGAUUCGUGGCACCACAGCAACACCAAGGCAACCAGGAAUGUGUCUCUUCAUCACCAUGGAAACAAGGGACUUAUUUUAUCUUCACUUUUUAUCUUCAGGGACUAUUUCAUUCUCAAAUUGUAUGAAUGGACCCCAAUGACACCUCUUUGACAAUACAUGUGAGAGAGCGAGCGAGAGAAAUGUGUGUGAUGAUGAUGAGUUGGCUGUGAGCCGCUCUGUAUUCAAGGAUCAGAAAGAUGACCUUACACAGUGGACUUCAUGGGCGUGUCCAAAAUGGCCCCCUAUUCCCUACAGUAUACAUGUCUUGUGGAGUCAGCACUGGAGAUCAAAGUGUGCAUCCUAAAUGGCCCACUAUUCCCUAUAUAGUGCACUACUUUUGACCAGCGCCAAGUAGUGCACUAUAUAGGGAAUAGGGUGUAAUUCAGGACGCAGGCGUUCUCUCCAGUGCUGACUCCACAAGACGUGUGAAAACAAAACCUGUGGACUCAGUUAUGAUAACUUUAGUGUAUGUUGUUUUACGUUCCUGGUGUGAAUGUGUCAAUCUACCAUCUGAAACGUACAUAGACAUUAGAACCAGGAAACGUAAGGCUAGGAAGAAAGUAUGUAUAGUUCUAUCUUGGUUUCCAAACUGCUUCUGAAACAGAGCGACAGCUCGCCUUCCAGGCUAAUAUAGUUUACCCAUCACUGUGUCAAAUAUUGACUGUGAACUGUGUGUGUGUGUGUGUGUGUGUGUGUGUUAAUUUGUAUGUGUGUAUUAAUGCCAGCGAAGACAGUUUUUGGAGGAUAUAUUGGCACGGAUGUUGUUAGGCAUUAUCACUUUUAUACAAUGGGCUACCAACA
Messenger RNA from Salvelinus namaycush (lake trout), 2232 nucleotides. Its product is annotated as septin-8-A-like. The record is from RefSeq and is a predicted model, not a curated record. Gene Ontology annotation, molecular function: molecular adaptor activity; GTP binding; GTPase activity. The transcript is spliced from 10 exons. The coding region runs from base 120 to 1394 and encodes 424 amino acids. Gene Ontology annotation, cellular component: septin ring; cell division site; septin complex. Gene Ontology annotation, biological process: cytoskeleton-dependent cytokinesis. Lineage: Eukaryota; Metazoa; Chordata; Actinopteri; Salmoniformes; Salmonidae.